Messenger RNA from Lytechinus variegatus (green sea urchin), 3136 nucleotides. RefSeq names its product adenosine deaminase-like. Lineage: Eukaryota; Metazoa; Echinodermata; Echinoidea; Temnopleuroida; Toxopneustidae. Bases 20 to 1384 code for a protein of 454 amino acids. Gene Ontology annotation, molecular function: adenosine deaminase activity. The transcript is spliced from 9 exons. Gene Ontology annotation, biological process: negative regulation of adenosine receptor signaling pathway; adenosine catabolic process; hypoxanthine salvage. The record is from RefSeq and is a predicted model, not a curated record. Gene Ontology annotation, cellular component: cytosol; external side of plasma membrane.
CACACACACACAACAUAUCAUGCAGGAAGCAGUAUUGACAUGCUUUAACGGAAGAUCAAUAUCCCAUUCAAUUUGUGUGUUUCCUAUUCCGUGUGCGAACACACACACCCACACCCAUCCGCCCUUAUGCACGCACUCGGCAGGUAGCAUUCUUACACUCAGGAGACUACUUAUAAUGGCGGGAGGUAUAAAUUUCAGAGUAAUCAUGUCGCCGUUAUCGGCUGCGGGCAUUUGCUAUCGUCGGGAAGGUUCCGUAAGAAACAUCAUGGAUCACAUCUGCAGACGACAUCAUGGUACAAACAGUCGGAGAGACGCGGGAACAGAUUCCAGUUCAUUGCGUACUUUUCCAAAGGUUCAGCUACAUAUUCAUCUCGACGGAGCAGUCAGACACGACACACUAUGGCGGGCUGCAAGAAAGAAAGGACUCUGCGGUCCGGCGAAUACAUUCCAUGAGUUUGUUGAUUUGGUUCGAUGUUCCAAAGGUGACCUAGUCAGCUUCCUCUCAUCAUUUGAUACAAUCCUUCCAAUAAUUGCCGGGGACCGAGAACUCAUCAGCCAAAUCGCUUAUGAACUCUGCGAGGACCAAGCCAACGAGGGCGUGGUGUAUUUCGAGGCACGGUACUGCCCCCACUACAUGUCUUCCUCGUUUUCAACACCAAGUAGCAGAAAGAAUUCGGUCGUCAAGGAUGACUACCUGACACCACGUGACGUAGUUAUGGCAGUGAAUGAUGGGAUGCGAAGAGGAUGCAGGCAAUUCAAUGUCAAAGGUCGCACUUUACUCUGCCUGAUUAGACCAUGUCCAGAGUUUUCCCAUGAAAUGGUUGAACUGAGUCACGAAUUCCUCAACGAUACCGUGGUCGGUAUCGAUAUGGCCGGAGACGAGGACGCUCCCUGUACGAAAGAACAUAUAGAUGCCUUCAAGCUAGCUGCUGAUUUAGGAUUACAUCGGACAGUUCAUGCCGGUGAACUUGGGCCAGCAGAAAAUGUGAGAUUUGCGGUCGAGGAGCUGGGAGCGGAACGGAUUGGGCAUGGCUAUCAAAUCUAUCAGGAUCUCGAUGUAUACAAAAUGAUACGGGAUCGCUUUGUACACCUUGAAUUAUGCCCAACCUCGAGUAUAUAUACAGGUGCCUGCAAAGGAAGGCUAUCGGAUCAUAUUGCUAAAAGAUUUGAAAAAGAUGGAUUCAAUAUAGGUAUCAACACAGAUGAUCCUACUUUACUUUCAAAUACGAUGGAGUCCGAGUUUGAACUCGCCAAAAGAUAUUUUGAUUUCAACGAUGGCCAACUGAAAAACAUGACAAUGAAUGCAGCUCGAGCAUCCUUUUUACCAGAGAGCGAAAAGACACAUCUCAUACAAGAACUCCAGACCAAGUUUGAUGCAUUAUGAUGUUGCGAUUUAGGCAUAGUUUAUUCUGUUUAAAAUGCAAGUAAUAAGUAUAGUUUUAAAACACAGAAAUUUAGUAUUAACGACAUUCUGACCGAUUUUGUAAAGAAAACUAUUAAUAUUUCAUCGAGAAAACAAUUAAUAUUUCAGCGAGGAAUUGGUAUAAAAAUAGUACAUGAUUUCUUAUCGAAUAAGAGCGAGUUUACUAUACAUGUAUACUGCCGAUAUACGCUCCCGAAAUUCCUAAUAUAACUAUUUUAAUCAUUUUGACGAGUUCUUAUUAUUGAGUUCAGUUUGAUAAAUGAAGAAUAGUUUUGCCUGUAAGAUCUGAUGCGCAGCUUAUGUAGGUUCGGUAUAGUUAUUUAAAGCAGGGUUCCGUUAGAGUAACAAAUGCAAAAAUUUCUAUAAAAAUUUUGAAAUCAGCCAAUCAUAUUAAAGAAUUUCAGUAGCUUUUAACUGUAUUUGCAAAUUUGAUAUUAUAACAUGUUUUGUGAAACGCUCCUCAGGUGUGUGUUUCAUAAAGCUAGUCGUAAAGUUACGCACGGGGUUCGAUCAUUAGUCGUGCGUAAAGUCAUUCGUAACUUACUAACAGCUUAAUGAAACAUAUAGAUAGAUUAACAACGCUUCUCUGCGUUGGAGAUCGAGGAACAUAACACUGUUCCUCAAGACAGCGGCCUCCAACUUAGCAAUAUCUGGCUUACCGUUCUGGACAAAGGGGCUAAUUUGCCUAAUUAGCCUACCGGGAGUUUCUACACACACGUGUGAGCACUGCGGCGCACGGGCGGAAGUGGUGGCUUUUGUCAUUCAUGCUAAUCUUAGCGGGAAUGAUAGAUGACGGCAUUUCCGGUCGUAGCUGGUUUUGCGCGCCCAAUUUGUGUGUUGUCACCCACGUCCGCAUAUGUGGAUGUCAUGUGACUUUUCUAGCCAAUCAGACACAUGUACCCUGCGAGAUACCGUGCAGACGGCACUUCGACAGAGUAUAUAAGACCUGCUUUUACAAACUUUGCUCAUUCUCCUGAGGACGACAAGAACACACUUGUCGAAACGUCGAGAUUGGGUGGUCCUUUUCAGGACCAACAUUUGCCCAAGAAAGAUACAUGGUGUACCGUGAAAUCCACUAUACUCUAUUUAUGAUGAGAAAGAUGUACGGGUAUUGAUGAACAGAUGUAUUAAAUAAUCUAAUUCGGUAUCAGUGACAAAGUGAGAUAAGAUUAAUACUGGCAAUCGAUUGUAAUUUUCUGUAUAUGGUUUGCAACAGGAUUACAGUUUAAUACGAUUGAUUGUACAAACCAAUGUGUCUUUUUGUCACAGUGCCCCCUCGGAUAGUUUCUCAUAAAGCUGUUCGUGAAAUUUAUGUCAAUUAUGGAAUGCCAUCGAUGUCAUAAUUCUUCACAACGGGCGUAUACACUGCCACUCAAACAUGAAAAUUGUCCUUUUGAAUUGUCAAUACAAAACGGUGAUGCAUUACAUAUUUAGAUAACACUUUGAAUACAAUUGAAUACCACGGCACAUCUUUACGAUUGAUUUACGACACGAAUUAAGAGUAGAAUCUUUAUAGAAACAAUAAUAUACGAAUUUGUAUAGCGCAGAAACUAUUUGCAUAAUUUUUUCUGAGCUGUAAUUAAGAGCUCCCGAAAUGCUUGAAAAACACAUUUAGGAAAGGGAAAGAAAAACAAAUGAUCUGAACAUUAAAACAUGGAAUAAUCUACUGCCCAAUAUUCUCAAUUGACGUAUGAAUGUUUGAAAAAAUACAUA